GUGACGAGUGCGCGUGCGCAAUAUUUCUGGCUGGUGUCCCGAGGAGCGUCCAUGGUGAAUUAUUGCGUUUAGGCGCUUUCUGAUCCGGAGCAUCCCGUUUGGGCGACCUACGACCCGCCCGACGACUGUUGUUGUCUAUAUUGUCGGUGAACUUGGUUCUAUGCCAAUUAUUAGUUGGAUGGCCUCUUGUCUGACAUGUCACAUUUGCUGCCGACAGUUUCAAGCGCCUAAAGCAUGCCAGUCGUGUGUGGAAGCAUUUCCGAGCCUUGCUGCGUCGCUGAGAAAACCGUUUGAUGAGGCGAAUUUGGGUGCUGUGCCUACAGGCCCUGGUCUGCCCAACACUGUGCAAGGUGGGACUCCAGUGUGUGAUGUUUAUGGAUGGUCAGGCGUAGCAACGGCACCGGGUGUGGUUUCCGUUGGUCUUACCGGCAGUCAGGGCGAGAGCAGCUCGUCGACUAUUGAGGUUGAUGGGUGUAGUAUGAAUGGGGAUGGACAUCAGGAGCAGUCUGACCAGCAACAGGAACAGGGGAGUGAUGGCUCAGAGAACGAUCAGGAUGAUAGCAGACUGGAACGUGACGGUGAACCUGCAGAGCAGAGUCAGAUCGAUGAUGCAACUUUGGCCCUCGUACUCAGCAGUAAUCAGUCCCAGUUUGAUUCGGCUCGAUACCCUGAUGGAUCACGUAAACAUCUUUGUCCUGUCUGUGGAAAGGGAUUCAAGAGGCCUGUUAAGGUUCGGCGCCAUUUGGCUGUUCAUUUGAGGUCACCCAGUGGUGACAGUCUCACUCGUCCUCGACAAACAUGGCGGCAAGUAUUAGAACAGGAGACUGCGUUUAGUUUGGCUUUGGGAGAGUUCACGCCGCGAGCUUGUCCGACGUGUGGUCGCUACUUCACUGACUCCAAGAAAUACCAGAUGCACAUCCUUGCUCAUGCGGGACGUAGCCCCUAUAGAUGUGACGUGUGCAAGAAGAAUUUCACUCGUUCUGACCACUUAAAUGUCCACCUUCGAACGGCGGCUCACAAACGAGCGCAAGCACUGGGAGAUAUUGACCGUGCCCAGCAGGACAGCAAGAGUGAAGAAAUGGAUAACUCAAAAGGCAGUAGGGAUAGGAUUGUUCAAGGAAAUAGCGUGGAACCUCCUGGAGGCGGCUCUCCAAAGUUUGAUGCAGUUGGUACUCCUUACCAGGCUGAGAUGAGUCUUCUAAUUGGUGGCAGUCGGUCCAAAAAAUUGCCAUUUCGAAAAGCUUGUGAGCACUGUAGUCGAGUGUUUAUCAAUCAACGCAACUACGAGUUACACAUGCAAGCCCAUCGAGGCUGCAGUCCACACAACUGUCGCAUCUGUGACCGGCAAUUCACCAGGUCUGACCAUCUUCUUGUCCAUUACAAGACAGCGACACAUCGUCGUCGUCUUGCAGAACUGGACACAGCCGGGGUUGGCGAAGCAGUCAGAGAGUCUAUAAUGCCUCAGACGAAUCAGGAGACAGAUCAAAUGACUGUCGUCUCUGAAAUGGAAGAAGCUCAGAGAAAUGGUCUGGAAGAAAACUGUAACCCAACAGAAAAAUCUGUAUCCUCAUCGGGAUUCUUGGUCCAACCUAAGCAAGAAUAUGAUGAACUGGCUACACCAUAUGUGGCUUACCCAACCCAUCUCGGUUCUGUUGAUCAGACAAACAGCCACACUAUUGGUUCCAUUCAACUUCAUUCUGCAGCAUACAACUCUAUAAACACUCACAGCAGGAACACAUUAUAUUGUGGUGGCGACAAAGAUGGUGCUGUUACACAGGAAUCGGGUGUCAUUAUUUUUGCCAGGAACGGAACCAGUAUGACGUGUCAAAACCAGAUGAGGGAAGAUGUCUCCCAAUACUCUUCAUCGGCGAUCACUUUGGAGGCGGUUCGAAGAUACCCUGUGGUGUCAUUCAGCAGUGAAGAUGGAGGUACUCAUGAAAGUUGCAGUCCCAGCAAUACCAUGACCGACAAUGAAAGCCCGGGCGGAGUAGUCAAGGAAACUGGUGUUAGCAUUGGUGGCCACAACAGUCAGAGCCAAGUAAUAAAGGAAGAUGCCUUGAACCAGGAGGGACAGUAUUCUUCUCAGACUGUCUCUCUGGACUCGGUACAGAAGUACCCUAUUGGCACCUACUCUAAUGAAGAUGCUGUGCAUCUGUCUGAUGGUCAAGGCGGGUUGAAUGGUCAAUAUAACUGAAGCGGUCUAAUAAGAAGUAUUGGUCACAUGCAUGGACAUGACUGAUUUGAGCUUUGCUGGCUGAUGUGUUUAGAUCACAGGAUUUUAGGCAAUUGUUGUACGUUAGAUUGGUAGUGAAGCGUCUUUGUGAGACACAAUGCACACCGUGGAAGGCAAUUUUGAACUGUAGAACUGACUUGUGCGUGUAUCUUGAGUACAGACAGAUCUGCUACUGGGUUGAAAACAUGUUUUUAACUAUGCUUGAGAGAAUUUGGAUGAUUGGCAUAUUUGAUUUUGUUGACUUUGUUUAUUGACAGUAGAUGUAGAAGUGCCAUGCAAUAAUAAAAGUCGUGGAAAUUACA
This is a messenger RNA of Corticium candelabrum, 2535 nucleotides long. Its product is annotated as zinc finger and BTB domain-containing protein 17-like. The transcript has 2 exons. Gene Ontology annotation, biological process: regulation of transcription by RNA polymerase II. Bases 161 to 2194 code for a protein of 677 amino acids. Gene Ontology annotation, molecular function: DNA-binding transcription activator activity, RNA polymerase II-specific; RNA polymerase II cis-regulatory region sequence-specific DNA binding; zinc ion binding. Gene Ontology annotation, cellular component: nucleus. NCBI's taxonomy places the organism in Eukaryota, Metazoa, Porifera, Homoscleromorpha, Homosclerophorida, Plakinidae. The record is from RefSeq and is a predicted model, not a curated record.